This is a messenger RNA of Lachancea thermotolerans CBS 6340, 948 nucleotides long. RefSeq names its product bifunctional protein farnesyltransferase/protein geranylgeranyltransferase (gene RAM2). Gene Ontology annotation, cellular component: CAAX-protein geranylgeranyltransferase complex; cytoplasm; protein farnesyltransferase complex. The transcript has a single exon. The coding region runs from base 1 to 948 and encodes 315 amino acids. Gene Ontology annotation, molecular function: CAAX-protein geranylgeranyltransferase activity; protein farnesyltransferase activity. Lineage: Eukaryota; Fungi; Ascomycota; Saccharomycetes; Saccharomycetales; Saccharomycetaceae. The record is from RefSeq and is a predicted model, not a curated record. Gene Ontology annotation, biological process: protein geranylgeranylation; protein farnesylation.
AUGAGUGAUGCUCCAGAGUUCCAGUACGAUGAUAUUGAGCCGCUCCCGAUCUCGGGCGGUCAGGAGGGCGAGCUCUGUCAAAUUAUGUAUGACGGCGAAUACCGCACCGUGAUGGGCAUUGCCAGAGCCCUGCUACAGAAGUUGGAGUUCUCAGAGCGUGCCUUGCACGCUACUUCGCAGGCCAUUGACUUGGUGCCCGCAUUUUACACCAUGUGGAACUACCGGUUCCAGAUUGUGAAGGCCUUGUACGGCACAGACGGCGCAGAGCUGAACCGUGAGCUCGACUGGCUUGACGAGUUCACUCUAAAUAACCCCAAAAACUAUCAGAUAUGGUCUUACCGACAGGCUCUGCUGCGGUUGCAUCCGUCACCUGAGUUCCAACGCGAACUGCCAAUCCUGCAAUCUAUGAUCGACGAUGAUACCAAGAACUACCACGUGUGGUCCUACCGCCGGUGGUGUGUAUUGUUCUUUGGCGACUUCACAAAUGAGCUUCAAUUUGCCUCGUCACUGAUAGCUCGCGACGUUUACAACAACAGUGCUUGGUGCCAUCGCAUGUUUGUACUGAAAAACCAGGUGCCAAAGGGCCCUCCGGCAGAGGCCCUUACGGGCGAACUCCACUACACAAAGAAACAAAUUGAACUCGCACCUCAGAACAUCAGUUCCUGGAACUACUUACGAGGUUUGUACGACGAGUUUCUAGAUGGCAAAGCGGACCCAGCCAUCAUGGAGUUCGCCUUAAGCUUUACUCCAGGAAUUUUUGCCGCAGAUGCGUCUGACACUGGCCCCCAAAUACAAUCUUCUUACGCCCUAGAGUUUCUCGCACGUGCAUACGCCAAGAACGAAGAUACAUUUGCGCAGGCUCGCAAGGCCUAUCAGGCUCUUUCAGACCAUUUUGACCCCAUUCGAAAGAACUUCUGGGCAUACAAAAUUCGCUCACUUACUGCGUGA